UGCCCUUACCCCGCUUGAAGAGCACAAGCUCUCGCUUUCGUAUUCGGAUUCCAGAAUGCUCAAAUUUCUCAGGUUCCUACUUCAAAUUUAAUCCCUCUCGGAUUCAUACUUUCCGUCUCCACUCUCCUUCCUCAAGAAACGAAUCCGCUUCUGGCAUUCUGCAUACAUCCUACUGCAGUUCUCAGAACUAAAUUCUGGGUUGAGAAAGUUAUCAAAUCCCAUACUUUGAUUUGGGGCUACAAUGAUGUACCCUGAUGCACAACAGCAACAGCACCCACAACAUCAGCAGGAACAUCCUCAACAUCAGCAGCAGCAUUUGCAACAACAUCAGCAGCAGCAUCUGCAACAACACCAGCAACAGCAUUUGCAACUACACCAGCAACAUCAGCAGCAAGGUGGAGAAUUUCAUAGAGGCCCGCCGCCACCGGCCCUAAUGAUGCGUCAGCCGUCGGCUUCUUCAACUAAUAUGCCCCCAGAGUAUCACAACCAACCUGGGCUCGCUCCUCCUUAUGAUGCUCAUGCUGACAGUUUUCCUGGAAAAAGGAUGAAAAAGCUUACACACAGGAGGGCAGUUGAUUAUACUAGCACUGUAGUGCGAUAUAUGCAGAUUCGAAUGUGGCAGCGCGAUGCAAGGGAUAGAACGGUAUUGCAACCCACACCUGCAGCAGCAAUUGAUAUGUUGCCGUCAGUUGCCUACUUAGAUAAUCCAUCCACUAGCUUUGCUGCAAAGUUUGUACACACUUCUUUAAACAAGAAUCGUUGUCCGAUUAAUCGGGUUUUGUGGACUCCUACAGGAAGACGUCUUAUUACUGGCUCUCAAAGUGGGGAAUUCACUCUUUGGAAUGGACAAUCAUUUAACUUUGAAAUGAUUCUUCAGGCUCAUGAUCAAGCAAUCAGGUCUAUGGUGUGGAGUCAUAAUGACAAUUGGAUGGUCUCUGGUGAUGAUGGCGGUGCAAUAAAGUAUUGGCAAAACAACAUGAAUAAUGUAAAGGCAAAUAAAUCUGCUCAUAAAGAAUCUGUUCGCGACUUAAGCUUCUGCAAGACUGACUUGAAAUUCUGUUCCUGCUCCGAUGAUAAUACUGUUAAAGUUUGGGACUUUGCACGGUGCCAAGAAGAGCGCACACUGACUGGCCAUGGUUGGGAUGUGAAGAGUGUUGACUGGCACCCUACUAAAUCUCUACUAGUUUCAGGUGGGAAAGACAGUCUUGUUAAACUUUGGGAUGCUAAGUCAGGGCGAGAACUCUGUUCGUUUCAUGGCCAUAAAAAUAUGGUGCUCUCGGUUAAAUGGAACCAAAAUGGUAACUGGGUGCUAACUGCUUCGAAGGAUCAACUCAUCAAGGUUUAUGACAUAAGGGCCAUGAAAGAACUUGCAUCCUUCCGCGGGCAUCGAAAGGAUGUGACUGCUCUGGCUUGGCAUCCGUUUCAUGAAGAAUAUUUUGUUAGUGGGAGUUUUGAUGGAUCCAUUUACCAUUGGAUUGUUGGGCAUGAAACUCCCCAGGUUGAAAUUCCCAAUGCACAUGAUCACAGUGUGUGGGAUCUUGCAUGGCAUCCUAUCGGUUAUCUUCUCUGCAGUGGUAGCAAUGAUCACACUACGAAGUUUUGGUGCAGAAAUAGGCCAGGAGAUACUGGUCGUGAUAAAUCUAACACCAGCCAAAAUCAAGGUUAUGGUGAGCAAAACCCUGCUUUUGGUGGUCGCAUGACUGGUAAUUUUCCAGUACCUGAAGGACCACCAACUCCUGGACCCUUUGUUCCUGGGUUGACUCGAAAUGAAGGAACUAUUCCAGGUGUUGGAGUUGCUAUGCCGUUAUCUCUUGAUGCAUCAAAUCAGGGGGAGCAACAGCAGCCUCAUGCACUUUCGAUGGCGUUAGGUGCUCCACCUCUCCCGCCUGGUCCACACCCGUCUCUUCUUGCUGUGAAUCAGCAGCAACAAUAUCAGCAAAUUCCUCAACAGAUGCCACAACACCAACACCAACACCAAGGUCACCCGCAACAAAUGCCCCCUAUGUCUAUGGCACCUCCAAAUAUGCCACAUUUGCAGCCUCCAUCCCAUUUACCCUUGCUGCCACAUCCUCAUUUACAUCGACCGCCACCCCAAAUGCCACCACUUGGUAUGCCAUCUUCAGGGCCUGUAUCUAUGCCUUCAUCUGUUCCUACCUCACAUUCAAUGCCAAUGGGAAUUCAAGGUACAAUGAAUCAGAUGGGUCACCCAUUGCCACAAGGUCAUUUUAUGGGCAUGAACCCAAUGCACUCGGGAUCUCUGCCUACAAGUGGAGGUUUUCCAAAUGGUAUGCCAAACAUGCAGGGCGCAACAAAUGCAAGUGGAGCUCAAAUGUAUCCUCAGGGUGGCGCCUUCAAUCGGGGUCAGCCUGGGCAAAUGUCCAUGCAUCCGGGGUAUCCUUAUCAGUCUAGGGGUCAAUCUGGUAUGCCCCAACCUCCACCGGGGCCACCACUGCACGGGCAAACACCUCAGUAGACCAUUUUAUAUCGGCCUUGACUUUAAUCCUCCCGAUCUCCUCUCUCCUUUCUCCCCACCCUCUCUUCAGGCCAGCUUGUUUACAUGUAAAUCCUGUCAUACGGCUUGGUAGGUUUUUCCUUCGGCAUAGAAUUUAAUCAUUGAGAUAACUUGGUCGAGCAAACAGAAAUGUUGCACUUGGCGUUGUGCGUCUGCAGGUGGUUUUCUAGUCUGCCAUCAAAUCCCAGGUUAAACCCGGACAGAGUGGAAGCUCCUCCUAAGAUCUACGUCUUCUGUUCGUUUUUUUGUUUAUGUACUGCGGCCUAGAAUCGACUCAAUUGAGAUAGCUUGCUUGAGCAAACAAGAGAUUUUAUUUAAAUUGUCUUUAAGGCAAUUUUUGGCCUCAAAGUGGCGGCGCUAAGAGAGAUUCCGGACACUGUAGAAUGUGCCAUCCAAAUUUUGGCAAGUAUUUGCUAUGUUGUGACCUUGCUCCAAGUACCCCAAUGAACUCCUUUCUGAGU
Molecule: messenger RNA, 2973 nt
Organism: Pyrus x bretschneideri (Chinese white pear)
Lineage: Eukaryota; Viridiplantae; Streptophyta; Magnoliopsida; Rosales; Rosaceae
Product: flowering time control protein FY-like
Exons: 19
Coding region: 242-2473 (743 amino acids)
Cellular component (GO): mRNA cleavage and polyadenylation specificity factor complex
Molecular function (GO): protein binding
Source: RefSeq, a predicted model, not a curated record